This is a messenger RNA of Mobula hypostoma (lesser devil ray), 3072 nucleotides long. RefSeq names its product E3 ubiquitin-protein ligase RING2-A-like. Gene Ontology annotation, molecular function: ubiquitin protein ligase activity; chromatin binding. The coding region runs from base 177 to 1247 and encodes 356 amino acids. Gene Ontology annotation, biological process: negative regulation of DNA-templated transcription. NCBI's taxonomy places the organism in Eukaryota, Metazoa, Chordata, Chondrichthyes, Myliobatiformes, Myliobatidae. The transcript has 7 exons. The record is from RefSeq and is a predicted model, not a curated record. Gene Ontology annotation, cellular component: PcG protein complex; ubiquitin ligase complex.
CGGCGGGGGGGACGGACGAUUUGCGGUUGUUGUGGCUGCGCGGGAGGCGAGAAAGAGGAAAAAUUAUAAGAGCAGAAUAUAGGCGAUAAAAGAGCGACGAAGAGAGAGACAGAGAGAGGUGAGAAAGGCAUGCAGGAGUCAUCAUUCCUUCAGCUAGACUAAAAUAUACAUUUACUAUGGCAGCACCAGUGAAUACUCAGAACCCCAGUAAGACCUGGGAGCUCAGCCUGUAUGAACUGCACCGGACCCCACAGGUGAGUAAAACCACGCAGCUCAGCCUCUACGAACUACACAGGACCCCACAGGAGGCAAUUAUGGAUGGGACAGAGAUCGCUGUGUCACCCCGGAGCUUGCACAGUGAGCUGAUGUGCCCCAUCUGCCUGGAUAUGUUAAAGAACACCAUGACGACGAAGGAGUGCUUGCACCGCUUCUGCUCAGAUUGUAUUGUCACUGCGCUCCGCAGCGGGAACAAAGAGUGCCCGACAUGUCGAAAGAAACUGGUUUCUAAGCGAUCUCUCCGACCAGAUCCAAAUUUUGAUGCACUGAUCUGUAAGAUCUACCCAAGCAGGGAUGAAUAUGAGGCACAUCAAGAUCGUGUACUGGCACGAUUAAGCCGACUCCAUAACCAACAAGCCCUAAGCAGCAGUAUUGAGGAGGGAUUGAAAAUGCAGGCCAUGCAUAGAGCUCAGCGAGUGAGGAAGCCUCCUCAUGAAUCUGACAACACUACCUUCAGUGGAGGGGAGGACAACUGUGACAGCCGCUCUCAUGUCAGCAAUGUGUCAACGCACAGCAACCAGGAGGCUGGACCAAGCCGCAAGCGCUCCAAGGCUUCAGACGACUCCUGCCCUGACCUCGACAACUCACGAGAGGGGGCUGGUAGCCCAGAUGUCGUGGGGGACUCGUGCAGUGAAAUUGAGCUUGUCUUCAGACCACACCCAGUGUUGGUUGAGAAGGAUGAAUAUUCACAAACCAGGUAUGUGAAGACCACCGCAAAUGCCACCGUGGACCAUUUGUCCAAAUAUCUGGCGUUGAGAAUUGCCUUGGAGGAGCAACAGAAGAACAUUGGGAACAAUGCAGUCAGUCUGGAAGAAGUCAGUGAGAAGCAGUAUACAAUUUACAUCACUACCUCGGGAGGCCAGUUCACAACACUGAAUGGAUCGCUGACACUAGAAUUAGUAAAUGAGAAAUACUGGAAGGUCAGCAAGCCUCUUGAGCUUUAUUAUGCACCAACUAAGGAACAAAAGUAAAUAGAGGACAAAGACCAAGACAAAAUUGCUUGCUUAUUCUUUCCAUCUGUUCGCCACAAAAAGACUGCCACGGUUUUUUGGCUUUGAGGAGUGCAGAAGAGACCGUGUUGAAUCCUGGGAGAUAAGGGGCUGAAAUUGGUCCUUGAUGCAAGACUUCACAAGAGGCCCAUAUUUCAAUUUAGGUUGGGGUAUAGAAUAAAUCUGAACUGUUGUCAACCAUUGCUUUUGUGUACUCUAGUGCUCUUGUGCAAUUCGUGUUUGUGAGUUGGGCGUUGCGUUUUCACGUUUGACCUUCUUUCUGUUGUGAUCAAUUGACCCUCGUGAUGUAAGUAGGUGUUGCCAGAAGCCAGUUGGCAUUCUUGGUCCUUGUACCAGAGAGAAUUGACGUGCAUUUAAUAUCAUCCAGAAAGCUCAAUAGUUUGAAUGGCAUAUUGCCAUGUACUAGUCUGAGUAACUGAGAAGGGGGUAACAAAAGUCACCUGAAUAUCUGGAUAAAGUUAGUUGAUUAAUGUUUCAAAUAAUUUAUAUGUUAUGUUUUAAUGUUUGUCAUUUUACCUCCGGUCUUUUUCUCCUUCAUUUUGUUCCCAUAAUCCCAUUUAUGGGAAUAAAGUAUGAACUAAUGGGUUUGAAUGAAGUGCCUUAGCCGCUUGGCCUACAUGUUAGAUUUCCAUUGUUCACUUGUACCUACUUUUGUUUUCUUCUUCAAAUUUUAUUGAUUGGUAUUUGGGAAAGAAUGCUGUACAGUGAAGAAAGAAAUUUAAUGUACUAGGGAGCUGGGACAAAGUUUCCGAUGCGGUGAACUGAUUGAACUGCAGGAUUGUUUGCAGAAUUUGCCACUGUUGCCUAAAUUGAUGCAUACUUGCUUAGCCCUGUUAUGUCAUACUAGAAAAUUUAAUUAAGAGUGAGCUUUAUUGCCUAUCACUUUUAAUGUUGCCAUUAUGAACUAGCUAACUGUUGCACAAAUUUUGUAUUGUGAUGAGAGGAGGGACAAUUUUUAAAUCUGGAAAACAUCGGAUGAGUGUUGGUUUUUAAUAGGAAAAUACGUUUGAAGUAUUCAUUCUCUGCAAAUAUAUAUUUCAAUAUGUACUUUUACUCUUAAAACUACUGGCUUAGGGGAGCCAUCAAAGUAAUAGUCCAGGUCGAGACUUAAUCAGUAACUCUUGGACCAAUGGUAUAACAUUUGAACCUCGAGUCUAAGCUUGUACCCACCCUUGUUGCAUGGGAUACUGGUCAAACUGGGAUCCCUCUUCCAGCCCAUGACCAAUCAUAGGGCCAUUAUUGCUGCCUUGGCAAGUAUUUAAUAUGCUAAUGUACACAAAGAUCAAGACUGCUUUGUUACUGAAUAACCUUGAUCUCUGCUGAAAGUUUGACUAUUAUGUGCGUUUAGCGAUAUUAGAUUUGUACUGUUUUUUAAGCUAUGUAACAGUUUGGACUGUUGUAUAAUAUACCUAAAUGGAUUUGGAUAAAAUAUUGUGUACGUGCUCAGAAGAAAAGAAGAUAUACAACAUUGUGGAUUGAUUGAACUAAAGGCAAUGGAAGUUGGUGAAUGUGGACUUGGCAGUAGCAUUUUGAAAUGACAGCAUGUAGCUGAAUUCAGGACUUGGCUCCUGAUGCAAUAAGCAAGCAUCUGUUGGCGUAGGAGUCACCUGGAUCUCAUCUACACCCCAUUGUGGUUUGCACAAUACUCCUGAGCAGGUGCUGCACAAAUCAGUUUAAUAAAAGUUGGAAUUAAUAUCUUACUGUUGUAGAUCUGCUUACGAGAAGUAAACCUUCUUAUAGCAUUGUAUGUGUCAUCAUACCCUGUACUGUCCAGGAAUAAAAUAUA